ACAUGUAAAUGUUAUACCGUAUGCAAUUCAUCUUUCAUCUUUUGUAACCAAACCAAACAUCGUGCCAAUUCUCCUUGUUGCUUCCAUUUUAAUACCACUUUGAGAUAUUUUCCAAGUAAUUUUUGUCAAAGCAAACAUUGUAUGAUACGUGCCUAGAUGCUAAAUAUUACGCAAAAUUAGGCAUCCUGGACUGAGCAGUAAAACUAUAUAUAUUUUCAGGAGCUUGUUGGAGUUGUUCACCUUAAAAUCAAUUGAGACUUGGACAAAAGACUAGUCAUGUAAGUGAAUAUCAUUCCCCCUGACAUAGCAACGAGACUAAAGUUUGUGAACACAUAUGUGAAGCAACAAUCGGACUUCAACUACUUAGGAACUCAAUAUAUGCAACUCAUAACACACACCAGUAUGAAUCAGCAUGCGUCGUACGAGGCGCUUAACCUGUCGCAACGUGGUAUGGGCGUCGCUGGUGGGAGGGAUCUGAGCGAUGACCUGCACAUGAUGUCACGGGGUCAACAUCAACUCAUUAUGGGCGCGGUGGGAGGGGCUUCGGGUAUCUCAUACGGUACUGUCAUUCAAGUGGCGAACGAUUCCAUGAAAUACCACAGUUCCGCCAGUAUCCCGUCACACUCGCAAGCAUUGAGCAUGGUCGCCAGGACGUCAAGCCCUCACCAUAGCAACACCAUAGCAACCUCAGUACAUAGCCCUCCCAGCCCCGCCCUCAGCUCUUCCCCUCCCAACGCUGGGACAACAGCUAUGCAUGCGGAUGAAUUACAUUCAAGAGGCCAAAGAUUAACCAAAGAAUCAAUGAAAAAAUACUUAGAGGACAGGUGCCACCAGACGGUUGUCAUACAGCAUGCCAAAGUAGCCCAGAAAUCAUACGGGAAUGAGAAGAGGUUCUUCUGCCCCCCUCCUUGUAUCUAUCUUCUAAAUCCCGGCUGGAAGAGGAAGCGGGAACAGAUGCUGAAAGAUGGAGAGACGGAAGCCGGAAGCCAAGUCUGUGCCUUCAUUGGGAUUGGUAACAGUGAUCAAGAUAUGCAACAACUCAACUUAGAAGGAAAGGAUUACUGUGCCGCUAAGACGUUAUACAUUUCAGACUCGGACAAGAGAAAGCAUUUCUUUCUGAGUGUGAAGAUGUUUUAUGGAAAUGGGGAAGAUAUCGGCAUGUUCAACAGCAAGAGGAUCAAAGUCAUUUCGAAACCUUCCAAGAAAAAGCAAUCGCUGAAAAAUGCUGACUUAUGUAUUCAGUCUGGGUCGACAGUGGCCCUCUUCAAUCGAUUGAGAUCGCAGACCGUGAGCACCAGGUACCUCCAUGUAGAAAACAAUAAUUUCAAGGCAAGCUCUCAACAGUGGGGAGCCUUCACUAUCCAUCUCUUGGACGAUGAUGAAUCGGAGAGUGAGGAGUUUACCGUCCGGGAAGGCUAUAUCCAUUAUGGCUCUACCAUCAAACUAGUAGAUACAAUAACUGGUAUGGCGUUACCAAGAUUGAUUAUCCGCAAAGUUGAUAAGCAGAUGGCUCUGAUGGACGCGGAUGACCCGGUUUCACAACUCCACAAAUGUGCCUUCUACAUGAAAGACACUGACAAGAUGUACCUCUGCCUCUCCCAAGAGAGAAUCAUACAGUUCCAGGCCACGCCAUCGCCGAAGGACCCCAAAAGGGAGAUCAUCAAUGACGGGGCAUCGUGGACCAUUAUCAGUACAGACAGGGCCGAGUACAGCUUCUAUGAAGGCAUGGGACCCGUUAAAAUGCCUGUUACGCCCGUACCACUUGUUACAGAUUUAUGUCUAAAUGGCGGCGGUGAUGUAGCGAUGCUUGAACUGAGAGGAGAGAACUUCGCCCCGGAUCUACGGGUGUGGUUCGGAUGUGUCGAAGCAGAGACGAUGUACAGAAAUGCUGACCUCAUGUUCUGCGUGGUGCCGGAUAUCUCGGCGCUCUGCGGCGAAUGGAGGUACAUCCAGCGUCCGACCCAGGUCAACAUCAUGCUAGUGCGGCAGGAUGGGAUCAUCUACCCGACGGGCCGCAUGUUCACCUACACUCCGGAACCAUGCGCAACGUCCCACUGCCGAGCCAUCGACACCAUCAUGCGGCGGGAGCGGCUCCCGGAGAUGAACUUGAUAGGUCCCGACAGCAUGCCGGCAAUGGACGGUGCGAUAGGGGGGUCGCUUGCCAUGUCGGGGGAGAUGAUGGCGUACAACGCCAUGCGCAUGAGCGGAAAGUGAAUCGGUAUCAGUACUUGUUUGGACUAGUACAGACAUGAAACGGGGCUCGUUGUGUCGAGAGGAGAAUCAAAGCCUUUCCGGAGGAUAUCCCUGUUUCUAACCUAGCGCCUCGCUUCCACAUGCAUCUGUUGUCGUGGAGGAAUCUACUUCUUCAUCCUUUC
Messenger RNA from Lytechinus variegatus (green sea urchin), 2375 nucleotides. Its product is annotated as recombining binding protein suppressor of hairless-like. The transcript is spliced from 11 exons. Gene Ontology annotation, cellular component: nucleus. Lineage: Eukaryota; Metazoa; Echinodermata; Echinoidea; Temnopleuroida; Toxopneustidae. Bases 379 to 2214 code for a protein of 611 amino acids. Gene Ontology annotation, biological process: regulation of transcription by RNA polymerase II. The record is from RefSeq and is a predicted model, not a curated record. Gene Ontology annotation, molecular function: RNA polymerase II cis-regulatory region sequence-specific DNA binding; DNA-binding transcription activator activity, RNA polymerase II-specific.